ACAACAUGUCUGCUAGGUUCAAGUACUACACGCUCGAGGACAGCGUGCAUGUUGAGUUCCGCGCAGUCCACGGAAGAGGCCAGCCGUACCCCUCCACCGCCGAGGCGGUCGCCGUGCUCCGCGUCCCCGAGGUGCUCUACUCGCGGCAAGCCACCACCGUCGUGCUCGACGCGUACGUCUCGUACCGGCUGCGGCACCGCCGCGCAAAGCAGGACGUAAGCGACGACCUGGACGGUCUGUUUCGCGCCAUGCCGCAGGUGUCGCGCCAGAUCAAGGAGGUGCGGGCGCGGUAUCGGCUGCCGGGGGCUUCGGGCAGCCACUCGGGCUCCGAUAGCGACUACGACGACGGCCUCGCGUCCCCCCUCAGUGCCGUGAGCGAGCUCUCGACCGACUCGGACACCAGCACGGCAUCCGACGACUCGAUCCGUACCCCCGAGCCCCCAGAAGCGCGUAUCUUUCUGCACCAAGACGCGGGGCCAUGCGACCCCGACUCGCUCCUGCCGCUGGGGGACGCGCCCCCGCCAUACGACGCAGCGCAGCUCGCGCACCUCGAGCAGCGGAUGCGCGACCUCGAGAUCGCGCUCGAGCAGAGCGAGCGCUCGCGCCUCGCAGCCGAGAACGAGCUGCGCGUGUCCCGUGCCAAGCUGUACGCUCUCCCGCCGCGCCGGUCGAGUAUCCGCAGCAGCGCCCCGCUGUGCUCCAACGUCGCGAGCCGCGACUGGCGCCCACCUGCCGUCGGUACCUCGCCCGUGGCGUUGCGGCGGAUCUGGUAG
Vanrija pseudolonga is the source of this 773-nucleotide messenger RNA. RefSeq lists its product as uncharacterized. The coding region runs from base 6 to 773 and encodes 255 amino acids. Lineage: Eukaryota; Fungi; Basidiomycota; Tremellomycetes; Trichosporonales; Trichosporonaceae. The record is from RefSeq and is a predicted model, not a curated record. The transcript is spliced from 4 exons.